AUACAAAGAUUAUGUGUUCUUUCCUAGACCUCAGAAUAUAUUAUUCAAGCCUACAAGUAUGGUGCAUUUGAGAAGAUCCCAGAAUUCAUUGCUUUUAGAAAUAGGCUGGACUCCUCACUUCACUUUGCACAAGUCCGCACUGAACGGAUGUUGUUAGACCUUUUACUUGAAGCAAAUAUAUCAACCAGUUUAGAAGAAAGUAUAAAGUCCAUGAGUCUGAGUCCAGAGGAAGAUGACAUUCCUUGGAAAGAUUUGCAUGACAACCGAGACCUUAAGGUCUUAUUAAAUUGGGAUCCAAAAGACAGGGACAUUUCUGAGGUGCAUAGGAAACUGUCGUUGGAGGAAGAAACCAUCUGGUUGCAAAUCCGAUCUUUAACUUUAAGACUAGUAAGCGGACUCCCAACUCUUAAUCAUACUGUUCACCCAAAAAACUCUGAAAAGACUGCUGAGAAUGGUGUCUCAUCCAAAAUUGAUACAAUACGGUCCCUGCUUCAACAACUGGAAGUAGCAGUGGAUUCAGGGAAGCGGUUUCUUGAGCAGAAUAUCCAGGUACUUGUUAAGGAAAAGUGAUCCCAGAAUCUUUAAUGACCAUGAAUGCAAACACAGAAACUCUGUGAAUCUUGUAAAGUGCUUCAAAAUUCACUUAAUUGAUCCUGAAUUUGUAGUG
Messenger RNA from Pelodiscus sinensis (Chinese soft-shelled turtle), 667 nucleotides. Lineage: Eukaryota; Metazoa; Chordata; Testudines; Trionychidae. The record is from RefSeq and is a predicted model, not a curated record.